Messenger RNA from Hermetia illucens (black soldier fly), 18567 nucleotides. RefSeq names its product polypyrimidine tract-binding protein 1 (gene heph). Gene Ontology annotation, cellular component: nucleus. Gene Ontology annotation, biological process: mRNA processing; regulation of RNA splicing. Lineage: Eukaryota; Metazoa; Arthropoda; Insecta; Diptera; Stratiomyidae. The transcript has 11 exons. The record is from RefSeq and is a predicted model, not a curated record. Bases 4263 to 5951 code for a protein of 562 amino acids. Gene Ontology annotation, molecular function: mRNA binding.
UGUAUAGAAAGAUACAUAUUUUGUGCCUGGCAUCCAGCUAGUCAUCCGCCAGGUUCAAGAAUCUUAUAGAAGUUCGUUCCUACGUUUGUUGGCUCGUUCAUACAUUCGUUCUACGGGUCUUCAGUGUUCUGUUCCUGUGUUGACUGUGUAUAUAUGGCUAUGGUUUUUCUCCUCUUGCAAGUGUGGCCUGCUGCCUAUAUUCUCCAAAAACACCCAAGCAGUCUUAGUAUAUUACCUUCGAAUACCAGUCGAUUUCACUUCAGUCUUCGUACAGUCUUUGCUUUAACCCGUUCCAAUUCUAUCCGCCGCUCUUGUAACACACAUUUAUUGAAAUAAUAAUAACAUUUAUAUAAAAAGCAUAAAUAAAUAAAAUCUCGGGAAGUAUACAUACGAAAUCCUAACAAACAUCAUCGUAAUUCGAAAAGCAGCAUAUCGCGUCAUCUCUGCUUUUAGUUUCGACUAACCUCUGAGUCAGGCACUUGCUCUAUCUGAUUCGAAUAUAUGAAACUUUGCUUCAACAUUUCUAUCUGUUGUCUGGUCUUGGGACACGCAAACAAGUUUUCGGCAAAGAAGUUUCUCGCUGGCAUUCUGUGUACAAGGUCUCAGCUUAAGAAACCCCGAGCGACCGUAUGAAUCAACACCGACCGCAGAAGUAACGAAGCGACAAAUAACAAAGUUUUAGCGGCAACAAGAAGCAACUCGUAUCGUGUCCACUAAGCUCCCAGUUCUAAUAAUACCUUUAACCAGAAUACGGCUAACAAUAACGGGAACUUCAGCAACAGCACUCGUCCUCCCUCCUCUCGAUUGCGUUAGAAAUAUUAAACGUCAAUAAAUAAGGACUUUGGUGGCUUAAACCAAAGUUGGGUAAACAGCAACUACCUUGAAAGCGCUUCUAGUUUUCGUCUAAUUGAAAAAUAACAAACAAACAAAAAAGUUUCUCGGUGUGUGGUGACUUUUUUUUAGAUAAAUAUAUAUAUUUGUGUAUUGUUAUCGUGCUACACGUAGUGGUGACGUAUAGUGAAUUCUCUUCCAACUAUCUCGCUUGGAACUACUCUCCCUCUCAUCUUGAAACGGCGGCCAUAAACUUUGCGGAAAAUAUAAGUACCGGCACAUCCACCUUCCUCAGCUCCACCCGUUCCUUAGUAACUUGGACACAAUAACAACACUUCAGAUUUGAAAAGAAAGACGAGCCAGAAUCCUCUUCAUCCUUCUUGACCAAGUCAAGAUUCCUUACAACCGAAAAUUCCCAUUGAAAACAGAAAAAAUAAAAAAAAAGUUCUAAUUGUUCCGGAGGAAAGAUAAAAAGGCGACCAACUCGGUGUUCAAUCUUUAUCAGUAUUACUUGGGUAUUCUAAGCAUUGAGAGAAUAUUUAAAAGUUAAACUUAGGCUAGAGCAAGAGGUAACAGGUAACUUGACCUAGAGAAACUAGCGAAAGAUCUAAAAGUUAAAUAAAUUUAUAUUUAUAAGAUAUUGUUAUAUCGUUUUUGUUUUUAAAUGAAAACAGGCCAGAGAAAGUAACGUAAGUUACAGAAAAAGCACUCUAAAUAGGUUAGAAAAGGGAGUUUGAAUUGUAUUGGAAUUUUUCUAUUAAUGAACCUAAAACGAGGAAGCAAAAAGAUACAAUUAGAAAAUCAACAAAAGGCACUUGAAAUUAGAGGCAGUGAAGGUUGUUUCCCAAACUGAUAGAAUUUAAAAGAACAACAAAAGAAAUCGAGUCUUUUGUUAAGAUUGUUAUCGUUUAGUCCAUUUGCAAAAUAAUAAAUUAACCUCAAAUUAUUAUGUCGUUUUGAAUCUUUAAUUUAAUGCGAAUAGUGAAUUUUGUCAGAUACUGCGGGAGACAAACAGACCUAAAACAAAUUGCAAUCAAAAAGACUUGAAAUCGUCAAUCACAUUCUGCACAAUUUUACAGGCACAAAAAAGACAUUUAUUUAAAAUAAAAAAAAGAGAUAUUUAAAAAUCGUAACAUUUUAUUGAAACUUAACGUAAGGAGCAAAAACGGAUAUUAGUUUUAUUAAUAUUUACAACUUCUCUAAAUUAGCGAAAUUCGACAAUCAGGACAGUCGUUGUUUUUUGUACCAAAGAAAUUAACUUCAAAUAUCCAGUUUUGUGCAAUAUUUUUUCGCCCUCGUAUACAAGCUAGGCUAGAAGGGAAAUUAGCUAACAGUGCAAAUUCGUGACCACAAGAUAAAUAUCUUUGCAAACAGGAAACAAGCGAAGCGCGAACUCCAUCUAGAAGUUUUUAAUAUAAAUAAAAGUAUUCUAUAUAUAUGAACAAAUAUAUAUGUAUAUAUAUUUUUGGGUAGAAAUAAAGUUGUAAGUUCGUGAGAAAAUAAAUAUAUAAAAAAUAGGCAAUUACCGUCUACAUAUCAAUCAAAUUUGGAGAAAAAAUAAUUUUAUGAAUAUAUUUUUCAUGUCUUUUUCGAAGUAACUGUGUAAAAAUCGUAGGUAAAUGUGUGAUUUCGUAACAACUUCAGCAUAAAAGCAAACUAGACUAGAGCAAGAGAACAAUCAAAGUCGUGAAAACAGAGUCAAUAAUAAAAAUAUUGAAAAUAAUAAUAAUCAAUGAGAAUUUAAGCAAGUCCUCAAAUUAUUUAAACUUUGUUUUGUUUCAACGACUAUUCGGGAAGCAAACAAUAUAGAACAAUCAUUUAGGGAUAUUGAGUGAAUCAAAGAAAUAAGGAAAUAUACAUAAAACAAUAUAUUUAUAUAUCUAAAAUUAGGGAAUUCUGAGAAAGAGAAACAUCAGACAAUUAUUUCCAUUAUCUCGGUUUUUUUUUCUUACCUUAAGGUAGCGAAAAGGAAUUAAAUAAUCAAAAAAGAUUUAAGAUUACGUGAAUGAAAAUUUAAAAUCUAAAACGAGAAUAAGCGUUUUGACAAUCAAAAGUAUUAGAACUGUAGAAGAAACUGAAACAAUCAAAUCAAUCUUUACAUAUACUUUAUCUAUCUGAAAAUUUUACAAGUUUUUCUAUUCUACCUUAUUCGCUCUCGGAAAAAAUUCAAUUUUUUUCGUCUGCCCUAAUCUUCCUGUAAAAAUAUCAUCGCCGACGCAUGUAGUAGUGCAGGGGAUACUUUCGAAUUUCAAUCUUUGACAAUCUUCUUAGACAAAUCAGUAUAUAAUUAGGUACUCUGUACAAUACAAUAUAUUAUAUAUAAAUAUAUAUACACAUAAAGACGUAGAUACUUUUUUCUCUACACAUUCUAUAUAUACAUUUUAUCUAUUUCUCUAUACUUCAAAAGUAUUUACUGAAAUAUCAAAUACCAUUUAACUUCGACAAGCAGUGAAUUGCGCUAUAGAUAUACAUUCUCUGUCGUAUGUGAUUCUAUCGGAAACAAUCAUCUACACUGGAUAACUGAGUAGCUUAUUAGAUCGUAUCUUAGCGUAUUACUCGGUAUAGAAAUCUAUAAACUCAUCAUAAAACUUAUUCUUAGUACGCGUAGAAAAUUAUCGAGAAGCUGUACAUAUAAUUAAAGAAAAUAUAGAUACUUCUAGGUAAAGUAAAGCCACAUAUGUGGAAGACAACAAUUUUCUAACUGUUUUAGAGUGAAAUAUAGAGUGCAAUUUUGAAUAUUUAUAACUCAAACAGAAAGAAAAAAUAUUUGUUUAUUUUUUAAAAAGUUGGUCGUCUACUGUUUUUCUCUCAAUUAUAACUGAAGACAACAAAAAUCAUACAUAAUUCUAUCCACAACGUAUUUCCAACCGGGCCUCGCAAUUUGCCCCCCCUUUUUGGCUCCUCCUUCACAUCAAUUAACACUUCAAUCUUCAACAACAACAUCAACAUCAUCUUCCUCAUCGCUGCCACCAACUAAUACAAACCUUCAUCAACACUUGAAUCCCAACAAUCCUUCGCUCCUAUCACAUUCUCUGAUUCCCGCAUCAAAUUUCCUCCUUCCAACGACAAACGCGGCCAGUGCUUUAAGCGGACAAGAUCAGUAUCACCCCCACACGGCAGCCGCAACCGCUAACAUUCAGUUGCAACACCAUCAACCCCACCAUAAUCCCGCGUUACCUGCUUUGUGCUAUUGUGGACAUUGUUGCCCGCCGCCAUCACUCGUGGGUGCCGUUACGCCAACGCUGAUACUAAGUCGUUACACGGAAAUUAAUUUGUGUGAUACAAUCUCGUUGAGGAACUAUCAGCAACACCAAGCUCAACAGCAGCAGCAACAACAGCAACAUCAAUUCCAUAAUCAACACCAUCAGCAGCUGAUCAACUCAAGCGGCGUAAACUACGCGACAACACACUCGCUAAACUACAAAGAAAUUAUGAGAGGCAGUGACGAACUUUUAAGUCAAGCAGCAGUCAUGGCACCUGCAUCAGACAAUAACAAUCAAGACCUGGCCACAAAAAAGGCUAAACUAGACUCGAACUCGGUCUUAGGUGGUGUCGGCAAACCAUCAAGAGUCAUUCAUCUGCGAAACAUUCCAUCCGAAUCGGGCGAAGCAGACGUUAUACAAUUGGGCGUACCGUUCGGUCGUGUUACAAAUGUCCUGGUGCUGAAAGGGAAAAAUCAAGCGUUCCUUGAAAUGGCCGAUGAAGUUUCUGCGACCGCAAUGGUUGCAUGUUUCAAUAAUAAUCCACCACAGGUCCGAGGUCGUAUUGUUUAUGUGCAAUUUUCAAAUCAUCGUGAAUUGAAAACAGAUCAAAGUCAUUCGAUUGUGAAUGCGUCAGCUGCACUACAAAACCAAGAUUUUCAAAUACAAUCACCAACAUCCGGUUCACCGUUGCCGGUAACAGAUUCGACAACUACAACAACAUCACAGGGUGUUCUGAACUCCCAAGGGGGUCCAAAUACUGUACUCAGGGUUAUCGUAGAAUCUCUAUUAUAUCCGGUGUCUUUGGAUAUAUUGCAUCAAAUUUUCCAACGUUUUGGAAAAGUACUGAAAAUUGUCACAUUUACAAAAAACAAUUCAUUCCAAGCUCUCAUACAAUAUCCUGAUUCACAAACGGCACAACAUGCCAAGGCUAUAUUAGAUGGACAAAAUAUCUACAAUGGCUGUUGUACAUUGCGAAUUGAUAACAGUAAACUGACAGCUUUAAAUGUGAAAUACAAUAAUGAUAAGUCAAGAGAUUACACAAAUCCCUCAUUACCACCUGGCGAACCUGGAGCUGACAUUAUACCAGGCGCGGGAGGUCUUGUGAACACCAAUGAUUUACUUUUAAUAGCUGCUAGACAACGUCCGGCAUUAACAGGUGAUAGGCUAGUAAAUGGACUAGGUGCUCCCAGCGUUCUGCCGCCAUUCGCGUUAGGCAUCGGUGCCCCGCUAACUGGUGCCUACAACAGCGGCAUACCUAGCUUAGGAGCUUUCGCUCUAGCCAAUACAGGUGCUUUAGGAACGGCAACGCCUGCCCUGCGAGGACUAUCCAAUGUACUACUGGUUUCGAACUUGAAUGAGGAGAUGGUCACGCCUGAUGCUCUAUUUACCCUCUUUGGCGUAUAUGGCGACGUACAGCGUGUAAAAAUUCUAUAUAAUAAAAAGGACUCAGCUUUGAUACAAAUGGCUGAACCACAACAAGCUUAUUUGGCAAUGAAUCAUCUGGAUAAAUUGCGCUUAUGGGGUAAAUCGAUACGUGUUAUGGCGAGUAAACAUCAAGCUGUACAGCUACCGAAAGAAGGACAACCCGAUGCAGGUCUUACACGUGACUACUCACAAAAUCCAUUGCAUCGCUUCAAAAAACCCGGCAGUAAAAACUAUCAAAAUAUCUAUCCGCCAUCAGCGACACUGCAUUUAAGUAACAUUCCAUCAUCCUGUUCCGAAGAAGAUAUCAAAGAAGCAUUCACUAAAAAUGGAUUUGAAGUAAAGGCAUUCAAAUUUUUCCCGAAAGAUCGCAAAAUGGCUUUACUUCAACUUUCGUCGGUCGAAGAAGCAGUCCUGGCUCUCAUCAAAAUGCACAAUCAUCAAUUAUCCGAAUCAAAUCACUUACGCGUAAGCUUCUCGAAAUCAAACAUUUAAAAACAGUGAUAUCGAAUGUAUGUUAUUGUGUAUAAGGAAGUCUACAUAGGAAAACAGGUAGCAGAGAAAAAAACAGUAAUUUCAAAGUGGCGAAAACUGUCACCCGCGCACACCAAACUUAAGUAAUGCGCAACAAGAUACCUACAGCAACAGCAAGAUGAUAAUUGAUUAAGCCUAAAGUAAAUAAGAAGACAUUAUUAUUAUUAAAGUUUAAAUUUAACGUUCUUUGAGUAUGUAUAAAUAAACGCAGCUAAUAUUUUAGAAGAGUUGAGUGAAAUGACACACUCGGACACACAAACGCUCUUAGUCUCAAAUACAACAAAAACACAAAAAUUGAUGAAGUGACAAACCACAAUCUUUCAAAGAAAUCUAAACGAGAAUGGAAUACAUGAAAGCAACUGGGUCAAGCAAAUACAAAUAAACAAUAAUGGAGAUGUUUUUGAAGAUUUUUAUGAAAGAACGGAGAAAAUCAACAAAUCUUAUAUAUAAAAAUGGAAUUAAGUUAAUUAAGAGAGAUCUAAAAAGUAAAAGAAAAUGUUAGGAGUUACACAAUCGUAUAUAAAAAUAUACCUAAUAGGAAUGUGAUGAUUUAAUCAUUGAACUUAUCUAAUUAUAAUUAUAAAACUAGUUAUUACGAAAAGAAGAAUUUUAGCUGGGAAAGAAGAACAACCCUAACAAAAACCAGAGGAGAAUACAGAAGAAACCCAACGAUUCGCAAAUCAUUUAAUCUCCUCAAGAAAGGAAACUAAAUUAAGGACAACCGAGAGACACAAACACAGAAGCACGUGAUACUAUUCUCUUCACCACCUCUACUCUCACAAAGCAUAUCUAACGCUUAGAAAAUGAAGAAAUAGAAAGCAAAUAAAUUUAACUCGUAGUCACAAAACCCCACAAACUUUAUAACUUUGCAACAAACAAAUGAAUUUACCAUUAAAACUUGAUAAAAAUCAUAUAAAUAACACAAAAAGCCCAAGUUCAAAAACUAAAAUCUAUAACGGACAAAAGAGGCAUGUGAACAACUUGAAAGUUUCAACAAAUAUCAUCAUCCAGCCGUGAGGGCUGCAACAAUAAAUAAGCUAUAAUAACAAUCAUAUAUUCGACUCUACAAUAUUUAUUUAAGUACGGGACAUGUGGGAAGAGAACUGCGAACCAGGGAACGUGGAAUGAGCGGGUCAACUUCAAAAUUAUUCCACGUACUUCAAUUCCAAGAUUGGACGGCUUUCUUUCCACAUAACGCACUUAUGUACAAUAGAAGGUAACAAUAGAACUGAAAGAUAAACAACUAAGACACAAACAAACAAAUCUGCAGCAUUAUCCAACACAAAAGAUUCGAAAACGUGCACCUAGUUAGCUAAAACUUUUUUUAUUGUAUUUCUGUUCUAUAAAAUAAUAUUCGUAUAUUUGUAUCGUUAUCACUACUACUUAGAUUUCUUAUUGCAUAUUCGCAAAAGGACACAAAGACAAAGUUUUGAACUUCUCUUUUAAGGUUUAUAAAUAAAAAAUAUAAAUUAGUUUAGAAAUGAAGUGAAAAAACAACAAAUCAAAAUGAUAUGAUUUUUAUUCAAUUUUACAAUUUUAUUACUAUAUUUCUAGUGUUAUCGUUAAUAUGUAAUUAAUGGACGGAAGAGAAAGAUGUUUUUUUUGUGUUUUCCCCUUAAGGUAGCUAUUGAAAUAUAUUUCGUUCGCGUAUGAGUAUUAUUAUUGAUUCAUGAUCUGACGGUGAAGUAGAAUAUCGAUAUCAAACUAUGAGAUACAUUUGACCUAAGAAAGUUUUUCGUAGUUUACAGAAUGUUUGCUAAAAUCGGCAGCAAUUUAAGUUUUUAUUCCUCGAAUUUGUGUUUAUGUUUAAAUUUCCCAGUUGAUAAUUAUUUUUGUUGAAAUGUGUAUUCCCUUACAUACAGACGUAGUGACCAGUUUUUGUAUAGUAUAAGACUAGUCGGUGUUUUAUCAAAAGAAGGAAGAGGGAAUGUGGAGAGUAAAGUAAAAAGGGAAAAGCAGUCUAUGUAUAUUUAAUGAAACUAUGUCAGAACAGGAUGGUUGAAGAUGGAACAUUCAAAUAAAUAUCAAGCAAACAAGAGGAAAAAGUGUGACCUUAAGAGCUUCAAUUCGGUUUUUAUCGGGUAAUUUUUUAAGUUCGAUUUUGUGCACUGAUUUUGAGAAUCAGGCCUUGUUCGGGCACUCAUUCGAAGCAUGCAUUUAACCACUGCAAUGUCUGCAUCUUAUUCAGUGUUUAAGAAAUUUCAUUUCCAAUACUCUCACCAUAUAUACAUAUAUAAAUGUGUCAAAGACCUCAAGAUGAGAGAAAUUAUCAAUACACCAUUAGUUUUUUAUACGUUUUAUUUAUAUGUAAAUUGUUUCAAAAAGUGCAAGAUUACACCCUACUUGUUCAUUUUCACUGGGGGAUUGCCGUUUUGUUUUGAUAUAUCAACACAAUUAUAUUGACUGCACCAAUAAUUGCCAAUGAUUGUUGAAAAUAAGUUUGAGGAGAACACUUUGAACGAUCUCUUCCAAUUCUAUUCAGUUACUAAACGGUAAUUGAUUUCUAUUUUAUUCAAUUUGGACGGCAGUCAAUGCUUAGCUACUUCGACCAACCCCCAUGCGUUGAUUUUAGAAUGCUCGUUCCAGUUGCCUAUUGCUGUGUUUCUUCAGUACUUCGAUAUUCCUUAAACCUUAACAUAUAGUCAGUCAAUUGAAAAAGUUAUACAAAAUUGUUCAACAAUCGUUUUUUUUCAUAUUUGCAUAUAUGAGAGGUGUUCCGAGGAACUGUGCAGUGGUAUUACUGAAGAGUCCAAACUCCACCUGCGCCGAUAAUCGCUUGGCGAGAGAAGCAACUUGCAAAUGCAUACAAUUUUUGAAUUAGCAUGAUUGUGCAGGCCAAUCCGGCGUAAUCUGCUUACAUUCUGUGCAGAGCCGGUCACGAUUUUUGAUGUCAUUCUGCCAAAUCCAGUUCUCGCUUUUUUGUAACGGAUUGCCAUCUGGCAAUCGAUAACAAUGCUUUCGUUUAAAUUUCAACCAACCCUUUGAUGAGAAGCAGCUUCCCAGAUGCAUGAUUGAAAGUGCGCAAGCAAGUGGUACCGCCACAGAACCACAAAAAGAAAUUUUCUCGGAAGAAAAACAUGUCACUUCAGUCGGGGUUAGUAUUUUCUUGUGCCCAAGCAAGCGUAAAGCAAUCCAAUCGACACGAAUACACAUGACUUCAAAUUGCUCUGGCCAUGAGUAUGAGCUAGAUAUAUUGAAACUUAAAUUAGCUAUAAUUGAUCAGCCGCACAGAGUAGCCAAUAUAUUGGUGACAUCCGUACUUUUUUGCCCACACAUUAGUAAAUACGUGAAGGCUUCUAUAGCAACUUUUGACUGUAUGGAUGGCUACAGAAAUUGUUUUUCCAUUUUGGUCUUACCAGUAGGAUUUCGCGAAGAUUUGUGAAGAUGUCCUUAUUUGGAGCCUAUGACGUGUACAGAUAAGUUUAUCAAAUUCAUUCUCAAAUCCGUACCCACGAGUGCAUAAAUUACAUAUUUGGUCAAUUGUGUUCCCUUUGUCAACUGUGAAUGUUGCCACUGUUUAAAUUGACUAAUUUAUAGUAGGACAAAAAUAUAUAUGGGCGUCAGGAUACAUUUUCACAUUUCUAAAAUUUCUGUCAAAAAAAUUAGUUACUGGGUAACCUUAUAGCCUACAGCUCUAACUAUAAUGGACGUAAGGCACCUUAUAAGAUAUCCUUCAUUCGCCCUAAGGAAGUGAACUUAGCUUACCAGUCAGAAACUUCAAUCGAUGAACUUAAGACACCGUUCAAGUUUUCACAAAUGGCCAUAGAUGGUGUAGUUUCAUUUCUAGUUUGUUUUGGGGUAUUUGCCAUGAUUUCUCAAACAAGCAUAGCGGGACGAAUCUUAAUAUUCAAAUUUCACCAUCGUAUAAUACAGGAUGACAAAACAAUUUAAAAUCUCAAACAACAUAACCCCUCCUUCCAUAAGAUCGUACCAUCUGAACCCGGGAGCUUAAGUUUGAGCGAAUCAAUAUAGGUCACUCGGUACAUUUCCAUACAGUCAUGAAAAACUUAAGGCGCCGUGGGCCUAUUAUAUGUAGUUAGUCCUAAUCAACAACACCUAAUGUUGCGCAAUUGAUAAGUUCACAGGAACGGGACAAGCUCAAGAAGAAAAACAUUAUCUACAAGAACUGCCUCGAAAAUAUCAUGAUGUCUAUCCUUUCCAUCAUUAUUAACGGAACAACAGGCAAGGUCCGGUCUGUCCUGCUUUAAUAACGAACUCCAAACAUUCGUGGUUUGCACCAAAGUCCACCAAUUCGAUAUCCCUAGCAAAUGUCUGGGAUCCUGACUUAUGCCGUUGCUCCAACUGAGAUUGGGUCUGCCCCGUCUUCUUAUUCGACAACAGAUAUUAUCCAUAUAGACUUUCCGGCUGGAUCAACUUCACCCAUACGGAUUAAGUGAGCCGUCCACCAGCCUAUUCAACUGCAUACAGCAACUGGUAGUGAUGUCGCUCAUAAAUCUCUUCGUUGUAUGAGCUACAAAAUCGUCCAUCCUCUUCUAGAGGACCAAAAAUUCUUUGGAGAAUUCGUCUCUCGAACGUGGCUCUUCCUUUUACUUAAAAUCUGUUGAAAAGAGGCACAGAAAUUGCAUGCCUAGGGAGUGAAAUAAACCUGAAUUUGAAAUAAGUGGCCUAAAUUUUUCGUUUUUUUUUAAAAGUACUUGAUUGCUCGUCAUUUGGAAAAAGUGUAUUAGUCGGUUACCAUUCACUUUUUGCAGUUCCCCUAUUCUCCCUGUGUCAAAUUUCGUUGAUUCUCAUUUUCUUUCACACGAAACCAAGCUUAACUUUGCAAUUGAAAAGCCAAGUCGAAAGACUUUGGUGAGAAUCAUUUGAAAAAAGGGUCCAAAACGUUAAUCAUUUUGUGAAAAAAUUAAGAAAUAUAUAUAUACAUGUAUAUCAUAAAACGUGAUAAGAGAAAUAUAAAAAAAAUUAUUUAAAUAUUGAGAAGUAAAAUGAAAAAAGAAACUUAUUUUUGAAAGAAGAAACAAUUCAAACUUUUUCCUCUUAUAUUUUACACAAUUGUUCUACGCUAAUCUAAGAAUCUAAGGCUUAUUGAAAACCAUCUAGAAACAAAUUAAAUUCAAGAUAAACCAUACAAUCCGAAACCUCUCAUCAUCAGAUCAUAACUAAGCCUCUAACAUGCGAUUCAAUUAGACAAAAAAAGAUAAAACGCAACAGAGGAUAUUUAAGAAACGAAGACAAAAAUAUUAAUACGCAAAUUUCAAAAGCAGAACAUUAUGUAAAUGUAUGGAAAAGAAUGAAAUAGCAAACGCGGUAGCUAAAUAUAAUUAGAAGGCAUCAAACUAUUAUCGUGCUUGCAAACAUGCUUAAAAGUAAGUGCGGACGAGAGAAUAGGCUUUGAGUUGAGUGUUUUUUGUGAAAUUCAAUCAAAAUUGCGUAAAAAUCAAAUAAUUGUCACGACCUUAUAGGUUGCGCAAAAUUAUGUUAAUUGAUUAUUUGUUCAUAAAAGAAUUAAACUUGAUAUUUUUCCUUUAUGUUUUCUUGUACAAACGCCUUUGACUCGACUACACCUUAUCUUAUUUUCUCGCCCCUUGAGCACUUUUGCUUUAUUACUACAAUUUCUUCAUUAAUCGCGUACAUCAUGUUUGUAUAUGGUUUAUGAUUUUAAAAUUAUCUCAUGUAUGUAAUAUGCUUUUUAAGAAUGCCCCAGUUAAGAUUAUAAAUCACACAAAUGUUUUUUAUCACUAUUAUUACUUUUAUUAUAUUGAAUAUCUAAAAAAAAUAUUUUUAUUAUUAUGAAAUACAAACGAUGACGACUCGUAUUACUAUUACUAUAGAAUUUAUAUUCUACUAUAUUUCUUAGAUGAACACAACAUGAUAGGAGAGAACGAAAUAAGAGUUAAGUUUAAUUUUACCACACAACAACAAAACAUAAAUAUAAUGAUAAUAAAUGAAAGGAAAAAUAAUUGAGGUUGGAAAAAUAAAAGUGAUUUUUAUUUUUGUAUUUUUGAUUUUCAUCCAGGUUGAUUGCUGAUCUCAAUAUUUGUUCAAUACGCUUUGAGUUUGCUCUUCAGUUGGUUAUUUUAUGAGAAAUAUUCUGAGUACUAAAUGCAUGCAUGCUUAUUUUGCCGAAAUUUCGUAAAAUGAAGCAAUCCUGACAUACAAACUGAUCGUAAAUUUUGCAGUUAUAUACAAUUUAUGAUGAUAGAAAUACUUCCAAGAUAUGAACAUAUCACUUGAAAGCUCUAAUCCAUCAUCAAUGAUUCUCUAUAACAUGUCAUCGCAGUAUCUUUGUCUCAGACAAUAUCCGUCAUCGGAGCUUCCAAGCUCGACACAAUCUUGAUCGAGUAUCUGCUCUGGUCUACAGGUUCGGCGUAUCGAUUGAAAAAGGGAAAGUUGCAGUGGAAAUGUCACACCUUAAGAAAUGGGAAUAAUUUCAUUGUUUGCUAUGCUAGAAGUGGAACUCAUCAUCCGGCAACGAAGGACGAAUGGGUCGUCGGUCCACCUCCUGGCCCAGAGUACUGAAUUCUUACGGAGUAUUGUAGGAAGCUGAAUCAAGAAGAAAGGCGUAGACAUUGGCAACUAUGCCAACCCACCAUUAAUAUGAAGUUUUUUUGAAUGUUGAGUAUUAAGCCAUAAUCUAAAACAAUGGUACCCCUCAGCAUUUUGAUUUUGUUGACUAUAGAACGAAUAUAAUUAUCCUCCUGAUAUGCGUAUAAACCAUAGUUAACACACAUUUUGUGUCCAGGGCUCUGAAGAGCGUUACUGACUUUUUUCCAUAAAUUUUAUUGGCUCAGUGAAGUCAAAGACGGAAAUCAAGUUCGUCUCCAAUCUUGUCUUUCGAGUUCCCUAACAUAUUUUGUUUGACUCAAACAAAAAAAAUUCGAUUUAUUCGAUUUUGAAAAAGCAAAGGCCGUUCUUGGGACUGACACACCCCCACAGCAUGUAUAUUUUCAAAAAUACGAUUACAUAGCGACUGGGAAAGCCUGCUAAUUUCGACAGAAGAGAUUUGUUUUGUAAAUGAUGAAUUCUGAGUAUCUUCAUAAGAAAAUGUCACACAGAUCAAAUCUGGUGACCAAUGUUACGAUGGUAUUGUGCCGGGAUAUGUUUUUUUCUCAAAGCAACUGUUCCGCUGCAUCCAUGGACACAUUAACAGUAUGAGCUGUAAACUAGUCCCGGUGGAAUCACAAAUAAAGUAUUCUAUAGUUCCUCACAAGAAAGGUCAUCUAUCAUCUCCACACUUUUAUCUAAAACUACAGUUACAGUUUUGUCAAAUUUACUAUCGGAAAAAAUGAAUUCAUAUGAAGGUAAGUGCGAAAAUUGCACACCAUAUUGUAACCUGUAAGUUUUCUAGAUGACUUCAUGAUUAGAUUGCUGGGAUGUCACAGUGGCAGGUCAUGGUUGAAUUCUCACUGGUGACAGAGGCGUUUGUGUGGGGACUAGAUAUCGGAUGCCAGUCGAUUCAGAAAAGAAUGAGUACUUGACCCAUAUCAGGCUAAUAAUCACGGGUGAAGGCAAUGCUAAUAGCCUACUGUCGUCCUGUAGUGUACUGUAACGGUAUUGAAUGAUGUAUUCUAACACGCUCCAAGGCCCAAAUCCAACUGCACUCUUGCCCCAAUUAUCAUUAUUAUUAUACUUUAACUCUAGGUCUUUAUAAAGAAGGAGGUUGAUCAAUGGUCACGCUACGACGGAAAAUACAUAGUUUUGUCUUCCCUACUACUUCAUAAUUACUAACAAAUUCUCAGUGCUUGCACUUUCAAUGUGUGGCCUAGCGUUUCGUGUGGCGCGUCCAGAAACCACGUUCAUUUCAAUUUUGGGAUCUGCCGCUGAAGAUCAUCAUCAUUACAAAAUUUGGAGCUCCUGAGAUAAAUUCAAGAGCAGUUUUCAUCAGUCAGUUGCUAAAAUUAGUAAUAUACUGUUAUGAAUUUAAUUUGAGCAGAUUUACUUCAUAAAGUUCAUCUAAGUUCGGGCCCAAGAUGAAAAUUAUAUGGGAUCGGUGAGAAAAUUAUUUUUAUUUGUGUUCCGGGCUCCUGAGAAAACCACCAAUUGGGAAUCUUUUAAACCCUUCGCGGUAAAAAUUCUAUGGUUGCUCAUGUAAUUACUAAAGCACAAACGCCUCCACCAUUGAAACUCAGUCCUUCAAAUGGUUUUUUGAGAAGCCAAAAGUAUCAAAAUUCUGGUUCUGAGCUUUAUGCCUUAGCAUUUCUCAUCGUAGAAUGUCGAAUUGUUGUCUGGUAAACUUCGCGAUUGCAUCCUUCUUUUUAUCGUGGGAAUUAUCGUUUCUCAUAGUACGAAUUGUGUUUGUCCCUCCCUGUGAGAAUUAUUGCAUCACAUAUAAGAGUUUGUCCUGCCUACAAUCAUUCGAAAUAUUUCCUCAUCCCGGUACCCUACGCAAAUGUUUAUUAAGCCGCUUCUACAUUAUUAAGUGAUGCAUGGUCUGGAAUUUAGAGAAGACUAAUUGCAGGAAUUAAGUGAGCUUAUGUAUGUCACGUUCUAAAAACAACAUAGUCUAAAUAGUGCCUGCUAUGGGGACCAAGUACUAGACAGUUAGGCUUCAAUGGUCUCACCUAUAAAAAAAAUAUCUACUUUUCGUAAUUUGGUCUGUGAUAGGUUAUCAAAUCGACGUAUUAGGAAUUCCUGGCAACAUCAAACCCGUAUGCAGAAUGGCGUUCUUCUGGUUUCUGGUUUGAGGCAGACUGUGAGAGUCCCACGACAUUUGGAGGAACUAAAUGGAAUUUAGUUACAUAGCCCCGACUCACAUAAGCCAAAUUUCUUUAAUUACUCGAGGAAAUGGUUCACAAUUCCCCCUUCCCCUGCACAUAUUUCCGUGCAAUAUUGCCAUCAUGAGAGAGAGCAACAUCGAAAGGUAAAGCGUCUAUCACAAUGACAGGUUUAUUGUAUGAUAUAUGGUGACUACUGGAAACUUUCCAGCACCAAUACAUGGAGUAAGCAGAAUUAUCGUCUCCGUGUGGUUCAUACUGGCAGACCACGUCUCUGUGAUAAGCCUAGAUUUGACUGGAAGGUUAUGAUGAAUAACCUUACAUAAAGCAUUGCGUCAGAGUAUUGCUAGAAAUCAGGCAGUCGGCAUAGAAUCAGUCAGCAAUCUACUUCACAAGUAGUUGCAUCCUAGAUAGAAAUAGAAAUGAGUCGGCUUGGCGAUAAUUUCCGUCGCUACGUCAACCAACCCCCUCGGAUAUCAUGGGGCAAGUUCAUCUGCUCCACCGCACAAUUUUAUAUAUUAAAAAUUCUACACCUGGUAGGGUGGUCCCUUCAAUUUUCCGCACUGUUUUUGGCUCUUCAAAUAUUUUCAGUAAUAUUUAAAAGUUCAUGCCCCGGAUAGCGUCAUGGUGGAUCUCAUUCGCAGUUAUUCACUCCGUAUACUUAAAAUACUAAAAACAAACAAACUCCAUGCAAUUCCACAUGGUUUGACUACUACACGUUCAUGUUGUCACCCUCUUGAAACCCGAUGAAAACUCAUGGAGGCCACUCCCCUUAACAAUUGACUAUUGCUCGGAAAUGUAUAUUUAAUUUGAAAACAUGCUGUGCACAAUUAGUAACACUACGAAAGGAAUAUAUCUCACAUUUUGAUUUUCCUUACUUUAGAAUUGAAUAUAUUUAAUUAUUUUUUGGUUUCAUUUUAUCUUUAAUUUAGUCAUUGAGUUCUAUUUCUAUUUUAACGACUCUAACUUUAAAAAUAAGGCGAAAACGAGACAAACUAUAAAACAAGAAUUUAUUACGCUACCAAACGUGAACAUUUCGACUUCGUAUUGUGAUUUCAUGCGAAUAGAUUCUGAACAACUCAAUCAUAGGUUUACAAAGGAAAAAUCCCCAUUCGGAAUCUGUGAAAUUAAGUUACAAAAGUUACAUAGUCAGAAAGUAAAAGAAGGAGCAAAAAGGAAUUUUUUAGAAAAUAUAUACACUUAAAACUAGCGCCUUUCAAGGGGCUCUCGACGCGCGACUAAUUAAGGAUCUAAUUGACGCUAGUAAAUUUUCAUACACAUUUGCAGUGUAUUGCCUAGAAUAAAUUAUAAACACGUUAGUAGUAAAAAGUAAAAACGGGCCGUAACAAUGGCGAUGACGAUGGUGAUGACAACCAGUUGUGAAAUUGAGUAAUUUCAGUUUCUAUAGUACGAACACACUCAAGCAUUUAUAGGAUAUUACUGCUACUCCUGCAUUUCUACAUAAAUCUUAAUCUGCUUUUAUUCGUGCUAAAAUCGCUAAAUUCUAGUUGCUAAUUGACUUCGUUCUGUGUAUUCUAUCGUACUGUACUCAUACCGCAAUCUUUCGCUAUCAAAUUUUCAUAUAGUAGUAGAUAUAUACUAAAUGCUGGGAUCGAUGUGUUGGUAGUUUUCUGUUCUUUGUUUAGAAUACAUGUGCACAGGACUCCUUCCAGAAGAUAGCGUUCUGUCGGGUAAAUAUGCAAAACUAGCUAACAAAAAAAAUGAGUCCUUUAUUUGUGGAAGUUUUCCUCUUCAAUGUCACGAUUAUUGCAUUAUUACAAGCUCUACUCAUGAAAAAACUUGCGAAAGGACACAUAAUGACGUUAUGCAUUGUCAGUACAUGCUUCCUUCGCAAACAUGGAUUAAUUUGCAUUGAGACUGAAAGAAACUAGUUCCCGAAAUAUGGGACAUACAUAUUUGUCGAGGAUGAUAGAUUUUCUCCAACAAGAGGAGGGACCAUUUUUUCCUUUUUUGUUGGGUCAAAUCCACAUCCUAGCAGAAAACUUUCAAUAAUUAUAAGGCUCCCCCGCUUAAUUCCCAUCUACAUCCUUUUUUUCAAGGCCACUGUAUGUAUAUUGUCAUAAAAACUCGAACACGGCUCAAUACAUUCGGUCCAAAUGGUGCUGAAAUACGACCAUCGUAGUCCGUAAUGUUUCAAUUCCAUUCGAAACAUUUAUUUUUAUUGUAAUUUAUAAUAUAAAGAGCGGAACCCAUAAGCAAGUAAGAUAAGUCCACACAUCCCAGUCCGGAAAUGCAUGUGGAAUUUAAUUUACCUCAUAGUAAUUAAACCGUUUUACUUUAUAUAGUGGUAUUUGGCCACGAUGUCCUUUGCAGUAGUGUAUUGUCCGUAAAAUAUAUUAAGCCACACCAAUCUGCGUUUAUAAUAAAUUGUCCUGUUGCAUGUUAGUCGUUCAUCGUUUAUUGAAAUUCAAUGGAGUAGUGAUUCCCUAUGUACUCGUGUGUAUUUAUUAUUCAGAAAGUAGUAAUGAUUUCAAUUAUCCGGAAAUUGACAGAAGUGUUAUCCAAGUGCCCUUUCUAAUUAGGAGGAGCAAACUGCAACCUAAUGUAGUGCAAUCAGCCGGAGUGCUCAUUAGGUAAUGGUAAUGUUGAUAGCAGACGGCAAUCCAAUGAAGUCCUUCCAUCCGCGUCCACAAUAGCAAGGUUUCUUCACCCACAUAUAUAAUUACAAUACCAUACAUAUCAAACAUUUUCUAUCUUGAUUAUGAACGGGUGGCAUUCAAAUUACUCCAGAACCACCAGCAAACCUAUGAUUACCUCCUCCCCAAGCGGCGCGCAUUAUGUAAUCAAUCAGAAAACAGAAAGUACCAGGACUCGCCAACUAUUUACCUAACUAACGUAUUUUUCAUAUUCUCACGAUAUCUUUACACAAGUAAUAUUUCAUAAAUCCACUCUAUAAAUGAGUAGCUUCACCUUCUUAAUCUCUAAACCGUAAUCGCUAAAGUAUUUCACAUGUAAAAAUUAUAUAAAAUCGGUGUAAAGCAAGCAAACAAAAACAAUGCAAAUGCAAGUAAGCAAAUAUUUAUAUUAAGAGAACAAAGGAAAACCAUUGUUAUAAUCAAUUAUUUAUCUAUUUGUUUUCCGUGUAGCUCAAAUGUUCGAACUGAAUAUAUUUAGAUUAUUUUUAUUGUGAAGACAGUUAAAUAUUUUUAUUAACAAGAAAAUUAAAUAUAAAUAAAAGAUAAAGAUUAAAAUGGUACUAAAAGAUAAAAACAUGCAAAUAUUAAAUAAAAAAACAAGAGUUGAUUAUAUUUAUGUUUUGUUAUUUAGGAAAAAAUAUCAAGAGAAAACAAUUUAAACACAAUCAACUUAUUUGUGCAUCGAUAUACGAUGGGCAGAUAUGAAGUCAAUCAACCUAAAUAUAAAUAAAUAUAAAAACCAAUUGAUAAAGAAAUCUACACGCAAACAAAAACCUAACAAAUCAACAUACGGAAAAUAUCUAUUUUUAAGAAAUCAUUACUUAACGUAUAUGCAGAAUAUUUUAAAACAAACACUGAAACAAAACGGUUAUUUAAUAUGUAGCCAAGAAAUCAAGAUCAGUAGAAGCGCAAAUAAGGUGUGAAUUGUGGACAAAACAAAAGAAAAGAAAAACAACAAAUCUUAAAAAAUUAAAUAUAAAUAACAAAAAAAAAUCACUGAUAAUGAAAUGAAUUUUUUCAGACAAUCCUCGAGUAAUAUUUAAUGGUAAUUAAAAAGAGAAUAUAAAUAAAAAAGAAACUUUUAAAAACCAGAGUAAGAAGAAAAAAUAAAACAAUUAGAAAAUAGCAUUAAAUGAAAAGGAAGGUAACAAGAACAAAUCAAUUUAGAUUAAUGUCAUGCUAUUAUUAUUAUUAUGUAAAUGCUAUAGAGAAAAAUAAAAAUAAUAAUUGAAAAAAGAAAACAAA